Ananas comosus (pineapple) is the source of this 2497-nucleotide messenger RNA. RefSeq names its product phosphatidylinositol 4-kinase gamma 4-like. Gene Ontology annotation, molecular function: protein binding. The record is from RefSeq and is a predicted model, not a curated record. Bases 612 to 2321 code for a protein of 569 amino acids. Lineage: Eukaryota; Viridiplantae; Streptophyta; Magnoliopsida; Poales; Bromeliaceae. The transcript is spliced from 2 exons.
AGAGAGAGAGAAAGAAAUGGGGACGCACCGAGCCGAACCGAAACCCUAAACCGCUGCGAUCGAUCGCCCCCAAUUUGCUAUAUUUGUCGCACGAUUUAAGCUCCUCCUCGUCGCCCUCUCCUCCUCGAUUCUUUCCCCUUCCGGUAAGAAUCCAUUCCCCCACCCUCAUCCCCCCAUUUUUCAUUCCCUCUCUCGAUCGACUUCGACGCGGAAAUCCCCAUUUUGUGCCCUUUUUUAUCCCUUUUGAAUCGAAUUUUUUGGUUAAAUCAUUGUUAGAUCCGUCGACAUUGUCGGAUUAAACCCUCAGCCUCGAAAAGGUGGCUCCUUUUCGGUCUAGGGUUUGUUCCUGCUGCGUUCGAUUCGAAAUUUAGGGCUUUUAGGUGCUUUUGGUGCUUGAUUUUGAUAUUUUAAUCUGUUGAUCGUUUCCAAGUUGAGAUUCUUUUUUUGGGGGGGAAUUCUAGAAGGGAUUGCAGAAAUUAGGCUGGGUUAGGGGAAUUAGGGCGGAAUCGGCGAUGGAUUUUAGGGUUUGAGAUCGUCGUGCCUUCUUUGUGGCUUUCGUUGCGAUUAGAGAAUCGAAGAAUUCUCUUCAAUCCUAAUCAGAAAUUAAAAGUAUGUCGUCGGCUGGAGCCACUCUCAACCCUGUUGGGGAAGAUCUUUUCCUCUUUCCCUUCAAUUCGAACGAUGCUCGAUCGCCACAUCGCUCUCUGGAUUCAAUCAUGAUAUACCUUUCGAUCCCGGGCCUAUCGGUGAUUCCGAUGCGGGUCUCGGAAUCCGAUUCAAUUGCUUCGGUCAAACUUCGGGUUCAGACCUGCAAGGGCUUUGUGGUGAAGAAGCAGAAGCUGGUCUUCGACGGCCGUGAGCUGGCCCGCAAUGACUGCUUAAUCCGGGACUACGGCGUGUCUGACGGUAAUCUCCUCCACCUUGUUAUCCGCGUCUCCGAUCUCCGAGUAAUCACCGUGAAAACCGUCUGUGGGAAGAAGUUCAAGUUCCAUGUCGAGCGAGGCCGGACUGUUGCUUACGUGAAGAAAGAAAUCACAAAGAAAAGCAAAGAGGUUCUCAAUUUUGACGAUCAGAAGCUCAUUUUCGAUGGCGAGGAGCUCGAUGAUCAGCGGUUGAUUCACGAUAUAUGCAAGAACAAUGAUGCUGUAAUACACUUGCUGGUGAGGAGAUCAGCGAAGGUCAGGAGCAAGCCUGUGGAUAAGGAAUUUGAGCUCUCGAUUAUAGCACCAGAUGUACAUGUUACUAGGAAACCACCGAUUAGAGAUGUUUGGAUCGAGCCGUUCAUUGUUAAUCCGAAGGUCGAAUUGCCUCCAGUAAUUAAAAAUCUCAUUACCGCCACUCUUGCUGGAUUGGAGAAUGGGAACCCGCCAAUCUUGUCGUCGGAAGGUACAGGAGGGGCGUACUUUAUGCAAGAUGUAUUGGGCCACAAGUACAUCGCCGUGUUUAAGCCGAUCGACGAGGAACCGAUGGCUGAGAACAACCCGCGAGGGCUGCCGCUCUCGGCAAACGGAGAGGGAUUGAAGAGAGGGACGCAGGUCGGCGAAGGUGCAAUUCGGGAAGUCGCGGCAUACGUUCUCGACCAUCCAAUAGGCGGGAAGAAGUCACUUUCUGGACUUGACUUCGGCUUUUCCGGAGUUCCUCCUACAGCUAUGGUGAAAUGCUUGCACAGAGCUUUUAAUCAUCCUCCAGGGUUUGAUGCGAAUGAAGCAAAGAAGGAUUUCAAGAUCGGGUCUUUGCAGAUGUUUGUGAAGAACAAUGGGAGCUGUGAGGAUAUGGGGCCGAGGGCGUUUCCCGUACAGGAGGUGCACAAGAUCUGCGUGUUGGAUAUACGGUUGGCGAAUACAGAUAGGCAUGCUGGGAAUAUAUUAUUUUGCAGCGAGGGAGGAGAGGAAGGAAGGCCGGUGCUUAUUCCUAUUGAUCAUGGAUAUUGCCUGCCUGAGAAUUUUGAAGAUUGCACCUUUGAGUGGCUCUACUGGCCGCAGUCCCGCCAACCCUUCAACUCUGAAACCAUCGACUACAUAAAAUCACUAAACGCCGAGGAGGACAUUGAGCUUCUCAGAUUUUAUGGUUGGGACCUCUCUCAUAACUGUGCUCGCACUCUCCGCAUAACCACCAUGCUUCUUAAGAAGGGCGUCGAGAGAGGACUAACUCCGUAUGAUAUAGGAAGCAUUUUGUGCAGAGAGACCAUCAAGAAAGAAUCCAAAAUCGAAGAGAUUCUGAAAGAAGCAAACGAAGCUGCUUUUCUGGGAUUCAGCGAAGCUUCAUUCAUGGAAACCAUUUCAGAAAUCAUGGAUCGCCAUCUUGAUGAACUCGCUAUAUAGAAAUAGUAAAUAAUCUUUAAAAGGACCAUAUAUUUAUAUAUGUUAUAUAAAUAUAUGUAUGUGUAUAUGGAAAUGUAUUUAUGUGGAUUUGUCAUGUUGACGACGAAUGGCUAAAUGUAUUAAACUCUAAAGUGACUAAUGCCCCCCCCCCUUAAAGCGGCGAGAGGUUCUUGAGA